This is a messenger RNA of Chrysochloris asiatica (Cape golden mole), 1880 nucleotides long. RefSeq names its product TAF6-like RNA polymerase II, p300/CBP-associated factor (PCAF)-associated factor, 65kDa (gene TAF6L). The record is from RefSeq and is a predicted model, not a curated record. The transcript has 10 exons. The coding region runs from base 17 to 1879 and encodes 620 amino acids. Gene Ontology annotation, biological process: transcription initiation at RNA polymerase II promoter; RNA polymerase II preinitiation complex assembly. Gene Ontology annotation, molecular function: RNA polymerase II general transcription initiation factor activity; protein heterodimerization activity; transcription coactivator activity. Gene Ontology annotation, cellular component: SAGA complex; SLIK (SAGA-like) complex; transcription factor TFIID complex. Lineage: Eukaryota; Metazoa; Chordata; Mammalia; Afrosoricida; Chrysochloridae.
CAGCUCCAUCGGGGCCAUGUCGGAGCGAGAAGAGCGGCGGUUUGUGGAGAUCCCUCGGGAGUCCAUCCGCCUCAUGGCAGAGAGCACGGGCCUAGAGCUGAGUGACGAGGUGGCUGCUCUGCUCGCAGAGGAUGUGUGUUACCGCCUAAGAGAGGCCACGCAGAAUAGCUCUCAAUUCAUGAAGCACAGCAGACGGCGGAAGCUGACUGUGGAGGAUUUCAACAGGGCCCUUAGAUGGAGCAGUGUGGAGGCUGUGUGUGGCUACGGGUCCCAGGAGGCCCUGCCCCUGCGUCCUGCCAGGGAGGGUGAGUUCUACUUUCCUGAGGACCGAGAGGUGAACCUGGUGGAUCUGGCCUUGGCCACAAACAUCCCCAAGGGCUGUGCCGAGACAGCUGUGAGAGUUCAUGUGUCCUACCUGGAUGGCAAAGGGAACCUGGCACCGCAGGGAUCAGUGCCCAGCGCUGUGUCCUCACUAACGGAUGACCUUCUCAAGUACUAUCAGCAAGUGACUCGGGCUGUGCUAGGAGACGACCCGCAGUUGAUGAAGAUUGCCCUCCAGGACCUGCAGACGAACUCCAAGAUAGCAGCGCUUCUGCCCUAUUUUGUGUAUGUGGUCAGUGGGGUGAAAUCCGUAAGCCAUGAUCUGGGCCAGCUGCACCGGCUGCUGCAGGUGGCCCGGAGCCUGGUUCGGAAUCCACACCUCUGCCUGGGGCCCUACAUCCGCUCCCUUGUGGGCAGUGUCCUCUACUGCGUCCUGGAGCCACUAGCUGCCUCCAUCAACCCCCUGAAUGACCACUGGACUCUGCGGGAUGGGGCCGCCCUCCUCCUCAGCCACAUCUUUUGGACUCACGGGGACCUCGUAAGUGGCCUCUACCAGCAGACCCUGCGUUCCCUGCAGAAGGUCCUGGCCGACCCUGUGCGACCUCUCUGCUCUCACUACGGGGCGGUGGUGGGGCUACACGCCCUGGGCUGGAAGGCAGUAGAGCGGGUCCUCUACCCACACUUGUCCACUUACUGGACAAACCUGCAGGCUGUACUGGACGAUUACUCCGUCUCCAAUGCCCAAGUUAAAGCGGAUGGCCACAAAGUCUAUGGAGCCAUUCUGGUGGCCGUGGAGCGACUGCUGAAGAUGAAGGCCCAGGCGGCCGAAUGCAGUAGGAGCGGCCUGGGGUUUCGGGGAGGUCGGCGCGCGGACGACCUGCCCUGGGACAGCCUCCUCCGGCAGGAGCCAGCCUCCGGGGCCACCACGGAGCCGGGCUUCGGCGCUGGCCUCUUGCUGCCGCCGGGGAGUGUGGGGCCCGAGGACCCUUCCCCUUCAGUUACUCUGGCGGACGUCUACCGGGAGCUGUAUGCCUUUUUUGGUGACAGUUUGGCCACCCGCUUCGGCACUGGGCAGCCGGCGCCUAGGGUCCCGCGGCCACCGGGUGACAAGAAGGAGCCUGUGGCCGCUACGGACGUAGUACGGAAGAUGCCGCAGCUGACCGCCAGCGCCGUGGUCAGCCCGCAGGAUGACGACAGCCCGCGGGGCGCGGGCGGUGGGCUCCCAUCUGCUUCUGCGUCCGCUGCCGAGAGCCGGCCGCUGCCGCGCGUGCACCGGGCGCGGGGGGCACCCCGCCAGCAGGGCCCGGGCACCGGCUCCCGCGAAGUCUUCCAGAAGAGCCGCUUCGCCCCACGCGGCAGCCCACACUUCCGUUUUAUUAUCGCGGGUCGGCAGGCGGGUCGGCGCUGCCGUGGGCGCCUCUUCCAGACGGCCUUCCCCGUGCCGCCCGGGCCCAGCCCGGCCUCGCGCUACGUGCAGAAGCUGCCCAUGAUCGGCCGCACCAGCCGCCCGGCCCGCCGCUGGGCGCUCGCCGACUACUCACUGUACCUGCCGCUCUGAG